GUAGGUUUAUAAGCACUAUAACAUCAGCAAGUGAGAAGUUAAUUUUUACUUCAGAAUUCCAUCUUUUCUCUUUCAGUGGUUCAGUGCAAUAAAAUGGACACCAGCAGUAAAACAGAGCUUACAAUGGAACCUCCGGCUUAUGGAUUUGUUCAAAGGGUGCAAAACAAGAAGACAGUUGUGAUUGCAGUUACUACAGUUUCUUUGGUACUAAUUGGAGUGAUUGCUAUACUGAUUGGUGUUUUUGUCACUCAAAGACACUAUGAAAAAAUUUUUCAGCAAACUCUAACUGGCUCAGAUGGAGAAAACACUGAUCAGACCGUUACUGUCAACAGCAAAGAAAACGUUGUUACAUUUUAUUCAACUAAAGGAAACUCAUCAGCUACAAUUGUGUAUGAUUACAGUCGUAACCUUCUUGGAUACAAAGUCACUAGAAAAGAUUCGUGCCUUGUGGUGAAGCUAGAAAGUGGCAAAUUUCCAGGUCUUGAUGAAGUUGUUGAUGGAUUUCAGAAUGGACAAGCACUAAAUGCAAAUGAUGCAAAUGAUGACAAAAAGCUUACAAUCUCUGCAACGACAUCUGAAGUUGUGGAUCGUACUGUUUUGGGAUCUACCAUAAAUGCUUUGUGUGCUAAUAAUCACAUCUAUUGGGCUCAACAAGGAAAUGGUAAAGGACGCGCAUACUACUACUACUAUUGUUACUGCUACUAUUAUUAUUAUAAUUAUCUCCUUUACUGCUACCAAAUAUGCUAUUAUUAUUAUUUUUAACAGACUAUAUUCAGCCUGCUUGAAGCCUCCUCUUCAUUAAAUGUCUGCUUUCUGCUUGAUGAAUCUCAAUAGUAUAACAAACUGCAGUACAGCUUUAGUUUAUGCUUCAAACUGCAAAACUAUGUAAAUUAUAUUUCUGAUGCUGUAUCAUAGAAUAGCAGUGUUAUUACAGCACUUUUCCCUAAUUAGAUAUUUGCUAAUAUUAUAUUAGAUAAAAUGUGAAAUAAAGCUACUGUAUCACUGUUAGCAAUUUAGGUAAACAUUCCAAAUGCUCUCUCUCUCCUUUCACAUGGCCAGACUUCACACAGUCCUACAGAUGAGUGCGCAAAGUGGCACUCCAAAAAGGGGUAUGGGUGAAAUGAACCUCUAGUGUUAUGUGAUUCCAAGCAGUUAUACACACGACCAUUUCACAUGUACAGAGAAUAUGGUAGUGAGUAUAAAGGCUGCAUGCUUGUAGUUAUAGGUCUUUGGACACCUAUGGAGGGUAGUGUCAUUUGCUUAAACUGUUGGGAAUCUGAGUCAUCUGGCAUUUACAUUUUAUAUUCAAUUAAAAAUGAAUGAUUAUGUGAGAUAAUUUGUUCAUUUAUUUGUCAAUGAUGCUUUAUUGCACAAAAUGCAUUAAAUCACUGUUAAUUUCGAAGCUGCAAAAUUACCAUUAAAACUGGAUACACAAAAAUGGAAUGCGAGUGCUUUCUUGUGUCACUGUUUUCUGUAUCUGUAGCUUCUAGUUAAUAUUGAUACAUUUGUUGAAGUACUGUAACCACAAUGACAUUGGUAUUGUUUUGUUAUUAUAUAUUUUUAUUAUACAUUAAAUUCAUACAAUGAAAAUCUAAAUCAUUCUUGUAUCUAGUUACGGAGUACUAUUGAAACUCAAAGUCAUAUAUUAAUGGCAUUUCUCAGUCAUAUUUUUUGUUUCUGAUGCACAGGGAGUAUUUUUUACAUACUAAGUUCUGAAAUUGUACUUUUUGCCUGCAUAAUCAGUUUUACAGCACUGGCUGAUAACAUAUAUCACAGAACAGCAUCACAGCAUUCUACGCUCAAUGUUUUGUUUGUUUUGUAAAGUAUUUGCUGUCUUUAUUCCUCCACUGCAAAACUUAAAAAUAAA
Molecule: messenger RNA, 1867 nt
Organism: Protopterus annectens (West African lungfish)
Lineage: Eukaryota; Metazoa; Chordata; Ceratodontiformes; Protopteridae
Product: gastrokine-2-like
Exons: 6
Coding region: 94-762 (222 amino acids)
Biological process (GO): regulation of cell population proliferation; respiratory gaseous exchange by respiratory system
Cellular component (GO): extracellular region
Source: RefSeq, a predicted model, not a curated record